Molecule: messenger RNA, 933 nt
Organism: Monodelphis domestica (gray short-tailed opossum)
Lineage: Eukaryota; Metazoa; Chordata; Mammalia; Didelphimorphia; Didelphidae
Product: olfactory receptor 2A1/2A42-like
Biological process (GO): G protein-coupled receptor signaling pathway
Cellular component (GO): membrane
Molecular function (GO): olfactory receptor activity; G protein-coupled receptor activity
Source: RefSeq, a predicted model, not a curated record
AUGGAAAACAAUCAGACCACAGUGACAGAUUUCAUUCUGCUGGGAUUUCUGGUUAGCCCCAAGAUGCAAAUGGUUCUCUUUUGGCUCUUUCUCUUACUGUACACCCUCACGCUGGUGGGAAAUGGAGUCAUCUUGGGCCUGAUUUGUCUUGACUCCCGACUCCACACUCCCAUGUACUUCUUUCUCUCCCAACUGGCUAUUGUUGAUAUCUGUUAUGCUUCAAACACUGUCCCGCAGAUGCUGGCAAAUCUCCUGGAUCCAGCCAAAUCCAUCUCAUUUGCAGGAUGCAUGAUGCAGAAUUAUCUCUUUUUGAUGUUUGCCCACACUGAAUGUCUUCUGCUGGUAAUGAUGAGCUAUGACCGGUAUGUGGCCAUCUGCCAUCCUCUCAGAUACACUCUCAUUAUGAACUGGGGAGUGUGUAUUGCAUUGGCCAUCACAUCUUGGGGAUUUGGGUCCCUCCUGGCCUUGGUCCAUGUCAUUCUUAUGCUUAGGCUCCCUUUCUGUGGGCCUUGAGAAAUCAAUCAUUUCUUCUGUGAAUUACUAUCUGUGCUGAAACUUGCCUGUGCAGACAUAUGGAUCAACAAAUUUGUCAUCUUUGUUGUUGCUGUGUUUAUCUUAGUUGGGCCCGUCUGCUUAGUCUUAAUCUCCUACACACGUAUCCUUAGUGCUAUUCUGGGAAUCCAAUCAGGGGAAGGACGAAAGAAAGCCUUCUCCACAUGCUCCUCCCACCUCUGUGUGGUUGGACUUUUCUUUGGUAGUGCCAUCAUCACUUACAUGACCCCUAAAUCCAGGAACUCUGGGGAGCAACAGAAAAUUCUUUUUUUGUUUUAUAGUUUCUUUAAUCCUUCUCUUAAUCCUUUGAUCUAUAGCCUGAGAAAUUCAGAAGUAAAAGGUGCCCUAAGGAGAGUGUUUAGGAAGGAUAGAAUAGGCUAA